Acanthamoeba castellanii str. Neff is the source of this 2946-nucleotide messenger RNA. RefSeq lists its product as uncharacterized. Lineage: Eukaryota; Discosea; Longamoebia; Acanthamoebidae. The transcript is spliced from 15 exons. The record is from RefSeq and is a predicted model, not a curated record. Gene Ontology annotation, cellular component: plasma membrane. Bases 1 to 2946 code for a protein of 981 amino acids. Gene Ontology annotation, molecular function: calcium-activated cation channel activity.
AUGUCUAAUUCGACCACAGACAACGACGACGAUUCCCUCACCCACGAUGACUCGGUGUCGAAGUUCUACGCCUCCUUCUACAUCAACGCCGCAAUAGGGGGCGUUAUGCUCGUCGUGUUCUGCGUCAUUCAUCGACGCCGCCUGCUGGGCCUCUCCUACUUCUUCUCGCCCAGAAAGGGAGGAAAUGACAAUGCACGAUCGGUCCAAUUCUGGACCGGCCUAAUUAUGUGGAUCUGGGAAAGCUUGAGCUACCCGGACAAGAAGCUCUGGCAGACGCAUGGGGCCGACGCACUCACCUACGUGCGGUUUCUGCGCAUGUGCUUUCUGUGCUGUCUGGUGACCACCACCAUCUCGUGCUCCAUCCUCUUGCCGCUCAACUUGUCAGGCGAUCAGGAAUCGGAUUCCCUGGGCGAUAUGGGCCACCUGACGAUGUCACACCUCGACGAGAGGGACUCCAAGCUGGUGGCCCACGUCGUGGUGGUGUGGGUCUACUCGGUCUUCUUCUACGCCAUCCUCUUCUACUACUACCGGAUGUACGCCGAAGUGCGCAUGCACUGGCUCAACCGCAACUCCCCGCGCACCUACACGAUCGUCCUGCUCAACAUCCCGCACCACAUGCGCUUCAAGCGCGCCAUCAAGGACUGGUUCGAGGACCACUUCCGCACCAAGGUCGCCAGCGUUGUGCUGCUGUGGGACGACCGGAAAGUCAUCAAGCUCAAAGAGAGGCGGGCCAAAUACAUCAACAAGUUGGAGCUGGCCAAGCUCGACUGCGCAGAGAUGAAGAAGCGCAGGAGCGAUCCAUUUUACUGCUGCGGGUCCUGCGGGAAGAAGGUCAAGAAGAAGGGCAAAGUGUGCGCGUGCUGCUGCAACGCGUUCACCAACAUCGCUCUCUGCUUCAGCGCCUGCUUCGGCUUUUUCAAACGCGUGGCCCGGAAAUAUUGUUGCUGUUGCUGUUGUUUCACCUACUACGAGAGGGAGGGCGAACGGCGACUCACGCACGCCGGCUUCCUCGAGAUUCUCGGCGAAGAGGCACGUGCCGUGGACGCUGUGACGUAUUACCGCGAGAAGGUUGCUGCCACGACCGAACAGAUUCGCAACAUGCAGCACAACAAAAAGGACAAGCUGAAGAAGAGCGGUGUGGCAUUCGUGACCUUCACCAAGGUCUAUCCUGCUCGAGUCAAGAUCAAUCCCUACAUCAAUCCCGCCAAAAUGCUGGUGUCGCCGGCUCCGGAUCCGUCGGACGUGUUCUGGGUGAGCUUCAACGUGAGCUACGCGGGCCAGAUUUUCCGCAUGUUCGUCAUCACGGCCAUCAUGGUGGUCAUCUGCCUGAGCUGGAGCUCCGUCUCGAUCGUCGUCAGCUCCAUCUCCAACCUCAAGAACCUGGCCGAGGUGGAGGGCUUCGAGUGGAUCGGCGACUUCCUCGACGUGUUCCCCGACCAGAUCCAGUCCAUCAUCGAGGGCUACCUGCCGCCCGUCAUUCUCUACCUCGUCACCCUGCUCAUGAAGCCCAUCAUCAAGUUCUUCUACAAAAAGAGUGGAUGGUUGUACGCGCAUUCGGACGUGGAGUGGUGGACGAUGUCGACCUACACGGUGUUCCUGUUCUUCAACGUGUUCCUGGUGUCGACGAUCGGUUCGACGCUGUUCACGGUGCUGGCCGACUUCAUCGACAACCCGACCACCGUCGUCACCCUGUUGGCCACCGCCCUGCCCCAGCAGUCCCUCUUCUUCAUCACCUACCUCAUGGUGGCCGGCGCCGGCAGAAUUCCCUUCAAACUCUUCCGACCGGCCGACUUGCUUCGCGUGCUCGUACGAUUCGUGUUCACCUGUCCGCGUACCCCGCGCCAGAGGCGCACGUUCCACAAUCUGGAGCUGUGGUUCGACUACGCCGGCGAGGUGGGCCAGGGUCUGCUCAUCCUCACGCUGGUGCUGGUCUAUUCGGUGAUGGCGCCGCUCAUCACGCCAUUCGGCAUAUUCUACUUCUUCAUGGACUACAUCAUCACCCGUUACAACCUCAUCUACGCCAAUCUGACGCCGUGGGACAGCGGUGGUCGGCUGUGGCCCAAGAUAUUCCACCACACCAUGUCGUCGGUGCUCGUGUUCCAGCUCGUGAUGCUGGGCAUUUUCGGUCUCAACUCCAACUACCAGAGCGCCAUGUGGGCGCUUAUCCCUCUUCCCCUCAUCUCUAUUUUCUACUGGGUGUUCAUCCACUUUAUGUGGUCCCCCGUGUCCGCCUUUGGCCCCAUCAAUGGCACCUUCACCCUCAAGCAGACCUUCCUCGACAAAACGCUGCUGCGCAAGGCCUACGAGCAGCCAUCGUUCAAGGACCCGGAGGAGGAGAUCUGGGAGGAGGAUAUCGAGGGGUACGCGAGCGACGGCGACGGCGACGGCGACGAGGAGGAGAAGGGACCCCACAAGGUGUUCGACUUUGGCGACGGCCACGGCGACGAGGACGACGUGGAGGCGGCGGCCAAGAAGUGGGAGGAGAUGAUGGCCGCGAAGAAGAAGAGCGGCUCGUCGUCAGCGCCGUCAAGCGAGAGUGACGAGAGCGAGAGCGAGAGCGAAAGCGAAAGCGACGGCCAGGGGGGAAUCAAGAUGCAGGAGACGAAGCAAAGCAGGGACGAGCGCAAGCGAGAGACGGCGAAGAGGGUCGAAAGAGAAAUGGAGCGACGUCGCCGACGCAGGCGAGGCGAAGAUGAAAGUGAAGGAGAGGAGGAAGAAGAGGUGAAGAAGGAGGUGAAGAAGCAGAAGAGCAAGGGGUCGAAGGAAAGCAACAAGGCCGGAGGCGAGGGUGAGACCGCGACCAAGAAGAAGCCGCUCCCUACGCCGGCCGACGUCGAAGCGCUGAUGCGUAAGAUCAACGAGGCCUACGAGAAGCGAUUCGAACGCGACAUGCGGGAGCUUAAGUGGGAGCGAAAGAAGGAGCGACGGCGCGAAGGCAUGGAGUGA